Messenger RNA from Prosopis cineraria, 989 nucleotides. RefSeq names its product NDR1/HIN1-like protein 6. The coding region runs from base 65 to 859 and encodes 264 amino acids. Lineage: Eukaryota; Viridiplantae; Streptophyta; Magnoliopsida; Fabales; Fabaceae. The transcript has a single exon. The record is from RefSeq and is a predicted model, not a curated record. Gene Ontology annotation, cellular component: plasma membrane.
AAUAGUAUAUUAUUCAUAAUCAAAUGAUGAAAUAAGUGGACGCUGAAUAAAGUAGCACUCAUUCAUGAUCAUAUAUACCAAUAGUUUGACACAAGAGAACUCAUUCAUGGCUCCUCAUCGGAAGAUAAUCCUCCCAGUAGCUGCGGUGGAUACAGAAGUGCCGCCACCACGGCCGCCACCAAAAACACCUCUUAUACCUCCAAGUUUCCCAAGAUCAGAAAAGGGUAGUCAUGUGCAGAAUCAUCAUCCUCCUCUAUUAGCACCACCAAAAAGAGGAACAAGCUGCUUCUGCAAGUGCAUUUGUUGGGCCCUAAGCUUAGUUUUUCUUCUCCUCAUUGUCUUGGGAGCAACUUUAGGAGCCCUUUACCUAAUUUUCAAACCAAAGCUACCCAAUUACUCGGUAGAAAGUCUAAGAAUAAAUGAUCUGAGGCUGAACUUGGACAUGACACUGUAUGCAAAGUUUGAUGUGAAGAUCAUAGCAAAUAACCCCAACAAGAAGAUUGGAAUUUACUAUGAGAAAGGAGGAAGGUUGAGUGUAUGGUUCACAAAAUCUCAGCUGUGUGAAGGGUCAUUGCCCAUAUUCUACCAAGGCCAUCAGAACAGAACAGUGCUUGAUAUGUCCUUAAGUGGACAAGCUGAAUCAGGAAGCACAUUGAUGAGUGCACUGCAAGAGCAACAACAGAGAGGAAUAGUUCCAUUGGAGCUUAUAGUGCAUGCACCAGUAGCUAUCAAACUUGGGAGUUUGAAGCUGAGGAAGGUCAGAAUCUUGGGGAAAUGCAUGCUGGUGGUAGAUAGCUUGUCUGCUAAUAGUCUGAUAAGCAUCAAGGCUAGUAACUGUAAAUUCGGACUGAAACUUUGAUUUGUCAUAAUCUUGGUUCUGUCUCAUUCUUUACGUAGAUUUUUGCAGUUUUUCAGAAUAUCGCUUGUUUUUAUAGUGAAAAAUAUUCUUUUCGGAAUAAUAAGUCUUCAUUCUCUUUUAUUUGGUACAA